Molecule: messenger RNA, 2452 nt
Organism: Chelonoidis abingdonii (Abingdon island giant tortoise)
Lineage: Eukaryota; Metazoa; Chordata; Testudines; Testudinidae
Source: RefSeq, a predicted model, not a curated record
GUGCCAUCCGCGGCGCUGGCCCCCCGGGCUGGGCGGAGACCCUCGGGGGAGGCUGGGGAGAAGGUCAUCGAUUAGCUGCGGCAAGAACAAAUAGAAAGAUCAGAAUGACUGAUGCUGAUGAAACCAAGACUUCAGCUUUUGACCACUUUGAAGAUUCCCAAGAUCUAAUAUAUACUCCUCAAGAACAGUCUAGUGUGCAUGAACAUGUAACUGCAAGGAAUUCUUGUUUAGGCUCUGCACAGAAAGAUUCUGUAUGUGAAAAAUCUUCACAGGAAUCCUACACCAGUGGUAGAUCUUCCAAAUAUUUCACCUACUUGACCACUGUUCCGACCAAUGCUUUGCUGGAUGACAACAAUUCAGAGAUUGACCUUUCUGAUUCUACUAGCAGCUUGAUGGAACAUGAGUGUAACAUUACACCGGCAGCUCGAAGUUCAACAAGACACUUGGUAAGCUCUCCAGCAAAUACAUUAGACAGAGACAUUUCCACUGAAUCCUCUCUAGACCCUGGGUCUCCAUUUAAGUUGGCCAAAUCCCCAGGACUGUCUAGAUCGGCACUCAGUUUGAAAGCCAGUUUUGACUAUCGCUUGAGGAGGAAGUAUAGGAGACAAGCACAUCAAAGAUGUAAGGAGAAACCAAAAGAGAGAGAGAAGAGGUACAGGAGCACAGGAAAACCUAGAGGAAGACCUCGGCUAACUCUUCCACAAGAAGAGCAGAAAAAGAGACUUCUAGACAGAGGCUUUCAGUUUCCUUUUGUGGAAAAAGAAUAUGGAAGGAAACAUAUCCCCAUGAAAAUGAUUUCUGAAUAUGAGCAAGCAGCUUUAAAGGGAUAUUUCCAAUACAUUAAGAUGCUCAAGUGUGAAGAACAUCUCCAAAAGGCUUUAAAAAACCUGAAUGCUAGUGAGGAUUUAGAAAAUGAAUGUAUGGCAAUGCGGAAACACAAAUACAUAGAUGACGAAGGACCCAUUUCUCCUAUUCAGGAGACAAAUGGAGAGGACUACAACUUGGAUCCUGAUCAAGAAGAAUUUGGUGCUACAAUAGUUGACAACAGCUGUUUCAUAUUAAGCAGCAAACUUCCAAGCAAGAAAAAGUCAAAGACAAAAGCAAAGCAUGCAAAACUGAUCAGAGAAGAUGAAGAGGGGGAAGAACAUGCUGCUGAUGGGCCUGGGCCUGUACAGGAGAUACUACACAGAUCAGAAAACUAGUACAUCAUGGAAUCUCAUAAAUGCUGGUUGCUCUGACCCUGAGCAUAUGUAUCUCCAUAUGCUGCUCCACUUGUCAACAAAACAUUCACUUCAAACAAAUGAUGUUCAGUAUUCAACUUAAACUUUCAGUUAUUGCAAGUGAUUGAUGUAGCAUCUAGGUUGUAAAUGUAUAACUUCAGUUUCCUUUGGGCAUGAACAUGGCAAACAGCUCCUCAGUGUGGUUUGAAAAACUUCAUGCUGGAUUUGGAAAUGGAGUUGUUACUGGUUCAAUUGGCUUUUUUGGAGAGAGAAAAAGGAACCAUUUUAGUUUAUUGCUCCUGCAAGAGUUUCUGGAACUUCCAAAAUACAUUGAAAUCAAGAUGGAAAUAUGUAGCUAGUUGGUGAAAAGGAGCAUUUCCUAUGGCAUUCUGACUGUAGAGGCAGACAGCCUGACUGCAGUCACUGUCAGGAAGAUCAUCUUCCUGCCGAGAAGGGAGUCCAAAUAACUGUGGAACACUGUCACCAAUCACAUUUUCUUCUAUUAUCUUGGUGGAGUACAUGUUUAGAAAGCAAGGCAAAUCAAGUGAUUACAAAGAAGCUUUGUCAACCAGAAAUGAGGAGAUGCCUGUUCACAAGGCACUAGCUUAGUUAACACUCAACAUGGAUUGAAAAUCUUGUCACAAGGAAAUGGGCAAGUUGCUGGUAUGUCUGCCAUUGACCAGGUGUAGAAGACUAUUAGUGUUGCACUCACUGCUUUAUUCUUUUUAGGGGGACUUCACUACACUACUAGACAGAUCAGAUUUCAUUAUGAUGAAAAUUGUUUGGAACAGUAUCAUGACACCAACUUUGUCUAUUGCUGACAAAUCACUGACCGGAAAUUUCAAAUGAAGACUAGAAACGAACAUGGAUAUGGAAAAGACUUUCUAGUUGCAUUGCAAAGAUCAGAGACCUCCGUAAGCUGUGGACAAUUUAAAAUGUCAUUUGCACUGCUUCACUGGAUACUUCUGUAGUAAAUUUGAUUGAAUCUUUUAACCUAAACUUGAUUGUCACAUGUAUUUUUAAAACCUGUUUUGGAGGAUUUAAUGGAAUGAGUUAACUUCUAAGGAACAGGAAACUUCAGGGUGAACUGCUACAUUGGUUUCUGAAGUUAUUUGUCACUGAUUUACAAAUAAAGUUCUUAAUCAUUCAAUAAAUACCAUACUAUGUAAAGUCUAGGUUUUAUAAUUUUCAGCUGUCUGCGCUGAAAUGUGAAAUAAACCUCUGAAGUGAAG